AUGCUCGUCGACAGAGCCGCUGACAAGGGUGUCCGUAAGAUCUUCAUCUCAGCACAAAACAAUUACUCGGCUAUUGGUUUUACCAUGCCAUUAUUUGAUGUAAUUUGCGGAUCACAGCAACUAGCAGAGGAAUACCAUGUCGAUUCUACAUACAAAACAAACCGAGCAGGAUACGAACUAUUUGGGAUAGUUGCAACUGUAAACGGUGUCGGGUUUCCGAUUGCAUACAUGCUUCUGAAGCUUACACCACAGAGUCAGCUAGUUAAUGAUGGCGAGGAUGACACAUUUCGUGUUGGUGUUAUUGCCGAAUUUUUUAAAUGCUUAAAGCAAGCUGGUCUUCAACCCAAGUUCAUGUUUACAGACAAGGACUGGGGACAGAUUUGUGCUAUUUUAGAGGCAGUCUGGACAAAUGGGAGAGUGCUUAGACUAUGUCUGUGGCAUCUCGUUCACUCGGUGAAGAAACGCUUAGCAGACCCCGAAACAGCCAGACCGCAAAAUAUUCCGGACGAGGCCCGAGAUAUGAUGCGAAAGCAUUAUAAUUGGCACCCGUUAAUUGCGCUCGAAGGAGGAGAUGGUAUGCUCCUGAAUGGUGGGUUAGAUGGGCCCGAAGCAGCAUCCCCGAAGUUGCAAACAUUUGAUCAGUCGUUAUCACCGCGUCAGUCCCUCUCUCCCAAGCCCGUUUGCAGCACACGAGCUCGUUUUUAUCCUAAUGGUUCAGUGGAACUCCCUGACGUCAUCCUUCCACCACCAUCACAUCCGCCAUCAGCAUCAGUGCCAGCACCUACUACUACGUCUCCUGUGCCAGCUAUGCAAUCAACUGUUUCUCCGUCUCCUCUUGUACUCAGUUCUUCUGACUCAGAAGAUGAACCUUUAUUAAAUCCACGUCGACUACGACAACCGCAACAACAACAGCAAUCGCAACCACAACCACAGCUGCCUGAUGAAGACGACGAUGAUUAGGCGAGGCAGCGCGAUGCGGUGCAAGGGAUUGCCGAUACUCUUCGUGAGUUGAAUGCAAGAAUCAAUAAUUAUCGUACAAUCCUUGGAAGACGACAG
This is a messenger RNA of Zychaea mexicana, 1056 nucleotides long. RefSeq lists its product as uncharacterized. The transcript has 6 exons. Lineage: Eukaryota; Fungi; Mucoromycota; Mucoromycetes; Mucorales; Lichtheimiaceae. The coding region runs from base 1 to 960 and encodes 319 amino acids. The record is from RefSeq and is a predicted model, not a curated record.